AAGUGCUGAUGGACGGGCUGGGGAGGAAGGAAACCCCAUGGGGGAGGCUCUGACAGGGAAGGACUUGCCCUGGGCCACCACACCUGCAAGGCGCAUCUCAGGACUCUGCAGAUCUAUAUCCUGCUUCACCAUGGAAACCAGAAGCAGGCUCUGGGAGGCGAAUGUUCCUCUUUCUGUGGGGCUGUUGACAUGAGAGCCUGUGACCAGGAAGGCCUGCCUCCGAGGGCCACACCCUUUGUGUCUGUCUGUUCAGAGGACACUGUGGCCUCUUCCAUUAGCUCAGCACGGUACAGAGAGAGGAGACACCAUGACCCCUACCCUCACGGCCCUGCUUUGCCUCGGGCUGAGUGUGGGCCUCAGGACCCCAGUGCAGGCAGGGACCCUCCCCAAACCCACCAUCUGGGCUGAGCCAGGCUCUGCGAUCCAUUCUGGAAGCCCCGUGACCAUCUGGUGUCAGGGGACCCCAGGGGCUAAGGAGUAUCAUCUAGAGAAAGAGAGAAGCCCACGACCAUUGAAAAGACAGGAGCAACUGGAGCCAGGGGACAGAGCCAAGUUCUCCAUUACAUACAUGACAGAGCGUGAUGCCGGGAGAUAUGGCUGUCUCUACCGCAGCCCUGCUGGCUGGUCAGAGCACAGUGACUCCCUGGAGCUGGUGAUGGUGACAGGAUCCUACAGCAAACCUAGCCUCUCAGCCCUGCCCAGCCCUAUCGUGCCCUCAGGAGGAAACGUGACCCUUCAGUGUGGCACAUGGGAGAGAUUUGACAUAUUCAUUCUGACUAAGGAAGGAGAUCACAGGCUCUCCUGGGCCCUGGACUCACAAUACGCCAGUGGGAAGACUCAGGCCCUGUUCCCUGUGGGCCCAGUGACUGCCAGCUACUGGUGGGCGUUCAGAUGCUAUGGCUGCCAGAGGGACAGACCCCACGUGUGGUCAUAUCCUAGUGAGCCCCUAGAGCUGCUGGUCUCAGGUGAGUCUGGGAAGCCCUCCCUCCUGACCCAGCAGGGCCCCAUUGUGGCCUCUGGACAGAACCUGACCCUCCAGUGUCGCUCUGAUGUCGGCUAUGACAGAUUCGCUCUGCACAAGGAGGGUAAACAGGACCUCCUCCAGAGCCUUGUCCUGCAGCCCCAGGCUGGGCUCUCUCAGGCCCACUUCCCCCUGGACACUGUGAGCAGCUCCUAUGGAGGCCGGUACAGAUGCUACGGUGGAUACAACCUCUCCUCUGAGUGGUCGGCCCCCAGCGACCCCCUGGACAUCCUGGUGGCAGGAUGGCUGACUGACAGACCCUCCCUCUCGGUGCAGCCAGGCCCCAGUGUGGCCUCGGGAGAGAACGUGACCCUGCGGUGUCAGUCACAGAGCCAGAGGGACACUUUCCUUCUGUCUAAGGAGAGGGCAGCUGAUCCCCCGCUGAGUCUGAAAUCAGAGCACCGAGCUCAGCAGUACCAGGCAGAGUUCCCCAUGAGCCCUGUGACCUCAGCCCAUGGGGGCACCUACAGGUGCUACAGCUCACGCAGCUCCUCCCCCUUCCUGCUGUCACACCCCAGUGAGCCCCUGGAGCUCCUGGUCUCAGGAGACGUCCCCAAACCCUCCAUCUGGGCUGACCCAGGCCCCAUUGUCACCAACGGGAGCUCUGUGACCAUCUGGUGUCAGGGGUCUCUACAGGCUAGUGCCUACGUUCUGUACAAAGAGAGGGGCUCUGAGCCCUGGGAAACAAAAAAACCACAGGAGUCAAGUGGCAAGGCUGGCUUUCUCAUUGGAACCACGACCUCAUCCCACGCAGGGCAGUACCAGUGUGCAUAUUACACCAUUGGGAACAUACUGUCAGAGCAGAGUGACCCCCUGCUCCUGGUGGUGACAGGAUUCUAUGGUGCACCCUCCCUCUCAGCCCAGCCAGGCCCUGUGGUGGCCUCAGGAGAGAUUGUGUCUCUCUCCUGUAGCUCACUGUUCACAUCAGGCCCUUUCCAUCUGUUUAAGGAGGGAGGGGCUGACCCGAACCUACACAUGGUGGCAGAACCCAGGAACCAUGCUGGGACAUGGCAGGCCAUCUUCCCUGUGGGCCCCGUGAGGCCCACCCAUGGGGGCACCUACAGAUGCUAUGGUUCUCCCAGCUCCAACCCCAACUUGUGGUCACAGCCCAGUGCCCCUCUGCACAUCGAGGUCACAGCCUCCAAACCCCAAGACUACACAGUGGAGAAUCUCAUCCGGAUGGGCAUGGCUGGCUUGGUCCUGGUGGUCCUUGGGGUGCUACUAUUUCAGGCUCGAAACGACACCAGAAUGACUCAUCAUGCAGCCAAGAUGUGAACACAGAGGCAACAACACACUAUUCAGAAUGGGGCAUCCUUGGAGCCUAUCUGAUGAGCUCAGGAGGUGCUUAAAAACAAUGUAAACCAUAAUUGGGGAAA
Pipistrellus kuhlii (Kuhl's pipistrelle) is the source of this 2397-nucleotide messenger RNA. RefSeq names its product leukocyte immunoglobulin-like receptor subfamily A member 3. The record is from RefSeq and is a predicted model, not a curated record. The transcript has 9 exons. Gene Ontology annotation, molecular function: inhibitory MHC class I receptor activity. NCBI's taxonomy places the organism in Eukaryota, Metazoa, Chordata, Mammalia, Chiroptera, Vespertilionidae. Gene Ontology annotation, biological process: cytokine-mediated signaling pathway. Bases 308 to 2296 code for a protein of 662 amino acids.